Messenger RNA from Candidula unifasciata, 4599 nucleotides. The record is from the annotation of a GenBank genome assembly. NCBI's taxonomy places the organism in Eukaryota, Metazoa, Mollusca, Gastropoda, Stylommatophora, Geomitridae.
AUGGCACCUUCCCCACAUGGUGUGCCACAGUCACCACAUGGAAUGCAGACUUCCCCCCACGGAAUGCAAACUUCCCCCCACGGAAUGCAGCAGGCUUCACCCCACCUGAUGCAGCAGGGGCCACCUCAUGCAAUGCAGCAGGGGCCACCUCAUGCAAUGCAACAGGCACCACCCCAUGCCAUGCAACAGGCCCCACCUCAUGCCAUGCAACAGGCCCCACCUCAUGUUAUGCAGAGGCCACAAAUGAUGAGUCCACACCACCCUAUGAUGCAGGGCGGGCCACCCUCAUCAUAUCCUCAGGCACCCAUCAGCGCCGGAGGCGGCGGUGGUCCUUUGGCAUCUCUAGCAAACUUCCACCCACCAGGACAUCAUGGGAUUAACACUAACAUGGGAUCACCAGUUCCUGGUCCUCACCAUCAGCGACCGCCAGUGUUCCCGCAGAUGAUGGGAGCAGAUAACCGCAUGGCCGCACAGCUGAGGAUGAUGGCUGCCUCAAAUGAUGGCCCCCACAUGGCAUCCCACUACCGGCACAUGAUGAUGAGGGGCAUGACACCUCCGGGCCCCCAGCCUUCCCCCCAGAUGUCGUCUCCUCAAAUGUCGCCCCACAUGUCACCUCAAAUGUCGCCAGUGAUGCAGACUCAGUCUCUUCGGCAGAUGGAUACUAUGGCAGAUGAUAAAAGUUUCAUUACUUCUCUGCCAAUGAGUGGCAACCUGGGCCUCCCUGGCAUGCCAGGAGAUGUCAGUAUGAUGAUGGGAGGAAAGCCAAAGACACAGAGAUCAUAUGGCAUGUUGCAUGGAGACCCUGGUGGCUUCCUGCCUCUACACCAGCAGCAUCACCUGCAGGCUGCCAGUGACUCCGGCUCUGUUGUGUCUACUCCCGGACUGACGUCACCCAUGUCUGACACAGCUGUCAGUGUCAGUGGGCACAUCAAGCUAGAGCCCAGUGAGGACUCCGUUUCUGCAGAUGGUUCAGUGUCUCGUGAUGACCUUGACCUGGAUCUGAAGGCUCAUCAGAAUGAGUUGUUGAAGCAUUUGUUGGGCACAGGACAUGGCGGGCGACAGCUUCUAACUCCGGAUAGUGAGGACAGUCUGCCUUCCUUGACACCAGAGCAGCAGAGACAGUUGGAGCUGAUUGAUUCCAUGCCUCUGUGUAAGGAGACAGAAAUCUCUACUCCGGAAUGGGAGAGUAAAACACCUGAAGAGAAAGAGAAGAUUCUAGAAAUGAGAAGACAAGAAUACGAACAGAAACGCCAGGAAUAUGAAGUGUCCCGAAAAAACAAGCGAAAAGCUGUAGGUGGUUCCACUGUAGGUGUUGAGAAAAAGAAACGAAAAGCAAAAGUAGGAGUAGAGGUCACAGCUGACCUGCCAAGAAAGAGAAGCAAGAAAUCCAAGCUUAAGGAGAACCAGCUGAAGGAGCUGGAGGCCCAGGCAGAGACUUUCCUUCAACAGCUGCACAACAUGCCUCCAAUUCCUCUACAGGAGCCAAUCAUUGCCACAUCCCUGUCCAUUUUGCCCAUUAAGGGAGCUCAAAGUUUAACAGGAGUGUCUACCCUGCGAGGGAGGUUCUGCAGUGCUUACUUAGAUGGCAUUGGAGACCUGUACGGUAGCUUGUUGUUCCCUCAGCCUCCCCCAGGGCUGCGGCCCACAGUGCCUUCCACCGAGGUAAUAGCGCAGAGACAGCUGGCCAGUGACAGCAAGCUGAAGAUGCUACCCGAUUUAGACCCGUUGAUAGUGUUGAAGAACAAGGAUGGGAACAUGAUGGAAGCAAGAUCGGGGAUUCGAACCAGCCCAAGACUUGUGCUACCUCCACAGCCUCGAAUAGAAAUCAAGUCAGAACAAAUGAGAGACAAAAAAGACGAAAGGCAGACACCAGAUACAGUUGUGUCCUCGUCUUCUCCCGAGUUUGGCUUCAAUGAGCAGGAUCUAGAAUACCCAGGCCUGCGACCGAUCGAUCCUGCAGCUAGCAAUGCAGCAUCAUCAGAAGAUAGCAUAUCCCCAGUGGUGCCCUUGAUACAACCUUUGCCUAUCAAGCCAGCAUUUUCAUCACUGGAUCAUAUGGUGACCGACACUGCCAGUGUCAAACUGGAGCUGGGAAUGAUGAAGCAGGAUAGUAGUGACCAUGAACCGGUUGACCACCCAGCACGUGACCUGACGGUCAACCUACCCAACUUGACCUCCGGCCUUGCUCAACCAUUCCUUGAUCCUGCUUUGGAUCAGCAGGUGUCUGUUACCUUAACCCUAUCCACUGGAGCUGCCCAAGAUAUUGGAGCUGUCAUUUCUGCAAUUGCUGACCUCUUGAAGAUUGCAGUACCUCCAACAUAUGAGAUCACACGUAGCCCUUCGCCGGAAAUGUUCCGAAUGUCCCUCACCCACAAAGAAGAAGCUGUCAACAUCCACACGCUCAUGUCCACACGACCCAGAUUCUGUCAGCAUUGUGAUGUCUUUGUCUUGUGUUCUGGCAUCGCCAAAUACAGGAGGGAGUUCCCCAUACUGCUAGAACAGGACCCUGACUGUGGAGAUGAGGAGAUGAUAUUCUGUUCCAUGAACUGUUCAAUGCAGUUCUCUGCUGCCUUAGAGGCACGCCAGCGACAGGCUCUGCGUAUAAAAGAACUAGAAUCUACACAUGCAUCAGCUCUCUCCCCAUACCAGCCUGUCAAAAUAGAGAUCCCUACACCAGCGGCCGCAACAGUUGCUUCCAAUGUGGAUGAGGUCAUUGCUGCUGUUGCUGCAGACAUGUCACUGUCUCCAGGAGAGCCCAAUACCCCAGGAGAUAUGUCUGCUAGCCCAGGGACUCCUUCUACAUCACCCACUUCACCGUUUCCCACUGUUCCAUCUGUCUUGAAAGCUGCCAAGCGACAGCGAAGAUCAAGCAGUCAGGUCUCAGAUUCAGCCUAUACCAAGCCUUUGGUGAAAAAAUGGCGAGGAUUACGAUGGAGGAGAGGCAACCAAGAGCUGCUAGAUGAGCUGACAAAGAUCCCACCAACAUCAGAUUGUGAGUUGGACACGCUGUGGACAUCGCUGGGAAUAAUACACCGCCCGAAACCUGAUGUGGAGGACAAACGAAAGUGUGUGUUCUGUCAGUAUGUUGGAGAUGGCGACUGUGAUGGACCAAGCAGGCUGCUGAACAUGGAUGUGAACAAAUGGGUGCAUCUCAACUGUGCCCUGUGGUCCUACGAUGUCUACGAGACCCUCAACGGUGCUCUGAUGAAUGUGGAGUUGGCUUUCCAGCGUAGUUUAUCCAGCGAGUGUGUCGCUUGUCGCAAGAUGGGAGCCACACUGGCUUGUUUCAAACCACGCUGUGCUAAUGCGUACCAUCUACCCUGUGCAAGGUUGAAGGGCUGUAUGUUCUAUCAAGAUAAGACACUUCUGUGUCCAAGUCACUAUCCUAAAGUACCCAUUGGAACAGAGUUGUCGAGUCUAGUGGUACUGCGCCGGGUUUACGUCAACAGAGAUGAGGAUCGGCAGGUGGCAAGCAUGAUCCACCAAGAAGAGGGACACUGCAGCCUAAGAAUCGGCUCAUUGAUCCUACACAGCAUCGGCCAGCUGCUGCCUCACCAGAUACUCUGUGGCAAGUUCAACAGCAAGGACCACAUAUAUCCGGUGGGAUUUCGCACUAGCCGCUUUUACUGGAGCUACUACUCUUUAUACAAGCGCUGUCGAUAUAUGUGCAGUAUUCAUGACAAUGAUGGAGAGCCAGAGUUCAGGGUGCAAGUCAUAGACUCCGAGCACGAUGAGCUCACAUUCAAAGAUAAUAGCCCUGCAGCUGUGUGGAUGCACAUACUCAAGCCAUUAGAACGGAUGCGCCGAGAGGCAGAUCUGGUGAAGAUGUUCCCAAGUUUCAUGGCUGCUGAAGAACUAUUUGGUCUGACUGAGCCAAAUGUGGUCAAGGUUUUGGAGUCGUUACCUGGCACAGAUCUUCUCACAAAUUAUAUCUUCAAGUUUGGCCGAUCUCCACUAAUUGAGAUGCCUCCAGCCAUCAAUCCUACAGGAUGUGCUCGCACGGAACCAAAGCUUAGGACACACUUCAGGCGGCCACACACACUACAAUCCACAAACUCCCGCUCCCUGCCAUCUACCGUGACUGGGGUGACAGGAGAUGUCAACUCUCCCUACUUGAAGCAGUUUGUUCACUCCAAGUCACAGCAGUACAGGAGAUUAAAGACCGACUGGAAAACACUGGUCUAUCUUGGCAGAUCUCGCAUUCAGGGUCUUGGUCUUUAUGCUGCCCGGGAUCUGGAGAAACACACCAUGGUGAUUGAGUACAUCGGGGAUCUCAUCCGUAAUGAGGUGGCAAACAGAAGAGAGCAGGAGUAUGAAUCACAGAACCGAGGUGUCUACAUGUUCCGAAUUGACAAUGAAGUGGUCAUCGAUGCCACCAAGGCAGGUGGGCCUGCUCGUUACAUCAACCAUUCCUGCAACCCUAACUGUGUGGCCGAGGUGGUGGACAUAGAGAAGGAAAGCAAGAUCAUCAUCAUCACCAGCCGCAAGAUUGUCAAAGGAGAGGAGCUGACAUAUGACUACAAGUUUGACUUUGAAGACGACCAGCAUAAAAUCCCAUGUAUGUGCGGGGCACCCAACUGUCGCAAGUGGAUGAACUGA